Molecule: messenger RNA, 675 nt
Organism: Sorex araneus (European shrew)
Lineage: Eukaryota; Metazoa; Chordata; Mammalia; Eulipotyphla; Soricidae
Gene: HOXB6
Product: homeobox B6
Exons: 2
Coding region: 1-675 (224 amino acids)
Biological process (GO): anterior/posterior pattern specification; regulation of transcription by RNA polymerase II
Cellular component (GO): nucleus
Molecular function (GO): DNA-binding transcription factor activity, RNA polymerase II-specific; RNA polymerase II cis-regulatory region sequence-specific DNA binding
Source: RefSeq, a predicted model, not a curated record
AUGAGUUCCUAUUUCGUGAACUCCACCUUCCCCGUCACUCUGGCCAGCGGGCAGGAGUCCUUCCUGGGCCAGCUGCCGCUCUACUCGUCGGGCUAUGCGGACCCGCUGAGGCACUACCCCGCGCCCUACGGGCCCGGACCGGGCCAGGACAAGGGCUUCGCCGCUUCCUCCUAUUACCCGCCGGCGGGCGGCGGCUACGGCCGAGCGGCGCCCUGCGACUACGGGCCGGCGCCGGCCUUCUACCGCGAGAAGGAGUCGGCCUGCGCGCUGGCGGGCGCCGACGAGCCGCCCCCGUUCCACCCCGAGCCGCGCAAGUCCGACUGCGCGCAGGACAAGAGCGUGUUCGGCGAGACCGAGGAGCAGAAGUGCUCCACCCCGGUCUACCCUUGGAUGCAGCGGAUGAACUCCUGCAACAGUUCCUCGUUUGGGCCCAGCGGCCGCCGGGGCCGCCAGACCUACACGCGCUACCAGACGCUGGAGCUGGAGAAGGAGUUCCACUACAACCGCUACCUGACGCGGCGGCGGCGCAUCGAGAUCGCGCACGCCCUGUGCCUGACCGAGCGGCAGAUCAAGAUCUGGUUCCAGAACCGGCGCAUGAAGUGGAAAAAGGAGAGCAAACUGCUCAGCGCGUCUCAGCUCAGCGCGGAGGAGGAAGAAGAAAAACCCGCCGAGUGA